Molecule: messenger RNA, 2493 nt
Organism: Vespula pensylvanica (western yellowjacket)
Lineage: Eukaryota; Metazoa; Arthropoda; Insecta; Hymenoptera; Vespidae
Gene: CysRS
Product: cysteine--tRNA ligase, cytoplasmic
Exons: 10
Coding region: 185-2395 (736 amino acids)
Biological process (GO): cysteinyl-tRNA aminoacylation
Cellular component (GO): cytoplasm
Molecular function (GO): ATP binding; cysteine-tRNA ligase activity
Source: RefSeq, a predicted model, not a curated record
AAUAGAAAACUUAAGUAAAUUGCAUCAGCUAUACAUAUAAAAUAACAAAUAUAGUUUUGUUUUCAGUUUUUAAUAAUAUCUCAUAUAAAUAUGAUUAUGUAUUCUUAAAUCACAUAUUUUUCAAGUUAUGUUUAAUUUAUAUAAAUAUAAUAAUUUAUCGGAGAUUUAAAAUCAUAGAUUUUACAUGGCGAAAAGAGUACAACCAUCUUGGAGUCCUCCAGAAAGGAAGGCUUCUACUAAAUUACGCCUAUACAAUAGCUUAACUCGAGAAAAGGAAGAAUUUAUUCCUCAGUUUGGAAAUAGAGUUCUCUGGUAUAGUUGUGGUCCAACAGUUUAUGAUGCUUCGCACAUGGGUCAUGCCAGAUCAUAUAUAUCAUUUGAUAUUUUACGAAGAGUACUAUCAAAUUAUUUUGGAUAUGAUGUCUUAUAUGUAAUGAAUAUAACUGAUAUAGAUGACAAAAUUAUAAAACGAGCCAGACAAAAUUAUUUAUUUCAGAAUUACAUAAAAGAAAAUCAUAGUUUAGAUAAAAUAUUAGAUCAUACAAAAAUUGUUAUGUCCAAUUUUGAAAAUGUAGUAAAAAUAACAACUGAUCCGGAUAAAAAAUGUAUGUUGGAAAAGAUGUUAAACAGAGUUGAAAAGGCUAUAGAAAAUUUGGAAGGAGCUGUCAAAAGUAAAGAUGAAAAUGAAAUUAUAAAAUGUCAAGAGAUAUUAUUGGAAGAAGCACGAGAUCCUUUAGCCAACUGGUUAGAUAAUCAAAAAGGAGCUACUGUUGAGGAACAUUCAAUAUUUACCAAAUUGUCUCAACAUUGGGAAUCGGAAUUUCAUAAAGAUAUGGACGCUUUAAAUGUAUUGAGGCCUAAUGUCUUAACAAGAGUUAGUGAAUAUGUCCCAGAGAUCAUUAAAUUUAUUCAAAAAAUUAUAGAUAAUGGUUUUGCUUAUGAAAGCAAUGGUUCUGUUUAUUUUGAUGUGGGAGGAUUUGAUAAAAAGGAUAAGCAUUAUUAUGCUAAACUUGUUCCAGAAGCAUAUGGUGAUACAUCAAGUUUAGAAGAAGGAGAAGGGGAUUUAAGUACAUCAGUGGAAACAUUGUCAGAAAAGAAGUCAAUAACAGAUUUCGCUCUUUGGAAAUGUUCAAAGGCAGGUGAACCUUGGUGGGAUAGUCCUUGGGGUAAGGGUAGACCAGGUUGGCAUAUAGAGUGUUCUGUUAUGGCAUCAGCAAUUUGUGGAGAAAGUUUAGAUAUUCAUACUGGAGGUGUAGAUCUUAAAUUUCCUCAUCAUGACAAUGAACUUGCUCAGGCAGAAGCACAUUUUAAUAACUCACAUUGGGUUAGAUAUUUUCUUCAUUCUGGUCACUUAACAAUUGCUGGUUGCAAAAUGUCCAAAUCCUUAAAGAAUUUUAUUACUAUACAAGAUGCAUUAAAAAAACAUUCAGCAAGACAAUUAAGACUUGCAUUCCUUCUACAUUCUUGGAAAGAUACUCUAGACUAUAGUGAAAAUACUAUGAAUAUGGCUAUUCAAUAUGAAAAGUUCCUCAAUGAAUUCUUUUUAAAUGUAAAAUGCAGAAUCAGAUGCUUAGGUAAUGCAAGUAAUACAAAUAUUUUUAGUAAAUGGACUGAUGCAGAAAUAGAUCUUAAUUCGAAAUUUUUUGCUUCAAAGGAUUCAGUUCAUAAUUCAUUGUGUGAUAAUAUUGAUACGAAAAGUGCUUUAGAUGCAAUUAGAGAUAUUGUAACACAUUGCAAUAUUUAUGUUAAGCAAAAUAAGAAUCCAAAUACUCUAUUACUUAGAGAUAUUGCAGUUUACAUCACAAAAAUACUAACUAUCUUUGGUACCAUAACUUCAUCUCAUGAUAACAUUGGUUUUCCAAUUGAUAACGAGACAACAAAGACAAAUAUGGAAGAAAUCAUUAUGCCAUAUCUUGAAAUUCUUUCUAAAUUUCGAGAAAAAGUAAGGGAUCAUGCGAAACUUAUAAAAGCAGAUAGUAUUCUUCGUGAAUGUGAUAAGUUGCGAGACGAUAUUUUGCCAACUAUCGGCGUUCGCUUAGAGGAUGAUAGCGGGGAUUGUUGCAAAGUAAAAUUAGUAAAUAAAGAUGAGCUUUUAAAGGAGAGAGAAGCUAAGAAAAAAGCAGAAUUGGAUAAAAUUUUAGAAAGGGAGAAAAGAAAAGUUGAUGCAGCCGCUGCAGCUGUUUUGAAAGAAGCGCAAAGAAGAAUUCCACCGGCGGAAAUGUUUAAGUUAGAGAAGGACAAGUAUUCUCAAUUUGAUGAAAAAGGAUUACCGACACACGAUGCAAAAGGUAAAGAGAUCAGUAAAGGACAAUUGAAGAAGUUACAAAAAUUACAGCAACUUCAAGAAAAAAAAUAUAACGAUUACUUAAUGUCUAAAGUAAAUAGUACUAAGUAAUCUUGUUCCAAUUAAUGUACUUGUGUUAUUUUUUUUUUGUCAUAAAUCGCAAAUUUUAUUGACAAGAAAAGAUUCUAAAUAUUAAAAAAUGCGAACGA